AUGCAGAACGACAAGGGCGUCAACGUCGAGCUUUUCACUCCCCGCAAGUGCUCUGCCACUAACCGUCUGAUCAAGCCUAAGGACCACGCCGCUGUCCAGAUCAACGUUGCUAAGUUGGACGAGCAAGGCCACAUCAUCUCUGGUGACAACUACACCUACUCCCUUUCCGGUUUCGUCCGUGCCAAGGGUGAGGCUGACGACUCUUUGAACCGUUUGGCUCAGCAGGACGGUCUCCUUAAGAACGUCUGGUCUUAUUCUCGCUAA
This is a messenger RNA of Wickerhamiella sorbophila, 264 nucleotides long. RefSeq names its product 40S ribosomal protein S21. The transcript has a single exon. Gene Ontology annotation, cellular component: cytosolic small ribosomal subunit; ribosome. Gene Ontology annotation, molecular function: structural constituent of ribosome. The record is from RefSeq and is a predicted model, not a curated record. Lineage: Eukaryota; Fungi; Ascomycota; Dipodascomycetes; Dipodascales; Trichomonascaceae. Gene Ontology annotation, biological process: translation; endonucleolytic cleavage in ITS1 to separate SSU-rRNA from 5.8S rRNA and LSU-rRNA from tricistronic rRNA transcript (SSU-rRNA, 5.8S rRNA, LSU-rRNA); endonucleolytic cleavage to generate mature 3'-end of SSU-rRNA from (SSU-rRNA, 5.8S rRNA, LSU-rRNA). Bases 1 to 264 code for a protein of 87 amino acids.